Messenger RNA from Neocloeon triangulifer, 1754 nucleotides. It is a transcript of the gene Ppox, whose product is annotated as protoporphyrinogen oxidase. Gene Ontology annotation, molecular function: protoporphyrinogen oxidase activity, oxygen as acceptor. NCBI's taxonomy places the organism in Eukaryota, Metazoa, Arthropoda, Insecta, Ephemeroptera, Baetidae. The transcript is spliced from 3 exons. Gene Ontology annotation, cellular component: mitochondrial inner membrane. Bases 322 to 1725 code for a protein of 467 amino acids. The record is from RefSeq and is a predicted model, not a curated record. Gene Ontology annotation, biological process: heme biosynthetic process.
UCAUUUUCUAAACUCUGCUCUGAUACCUUUUGAUGUUCGUUUUCCUCACAAAAUCUGGGAGUUUCGUUAAAUUUUCUCAGUCGUUGACGAAAGUUGUGGUGUCCAAAAUUUUCGGCAGGCUCGCGUAGGCUGCGGCAGAUGGUGCUCACAACUCACGUGAAUGGAGCAAAAACACAACGUUGACACAACAAACGAGUUUUGGGUUUAGGGUUUAAGUUUUGUUUUAGACGAUCUUUGAAGAUUUGGAGACUGAAUUUAUCUUGCCGUUGACCGUUUAUGUGUUGAAUUUCUUACAGACUUUUUAAGUAGGCCUUUAACAUCAUGUCUACAAUCAUUCUUGGAGGUGGAAUUGCAGGCCUCUCAGCAGCCUAUUAUCUACGUAGCGCAGCACCCACACUUGUUGAAUCAAGUUCAAGACUAGGAGGUUGGAUUCAAACAAACAGGAGACCUGGCGAAAUCCUUUUCGAACAUGGUCCUCGGACAAUCCGUCCUGCUGGCGAACAAGGAGCAAACACUUUAAACCUAAUUGAAGAUUUAGGACUAGAAGAUAAAGUAAAACCGAUUUCAAGAGACCACCCGGCAGCAAAGAACAGGUUGAUUUUUGCCAAAGGAAAAUUGCAUCCCCUUCCGAACAGCUUCUCGGGACUUUUCCAAACCAGACCUCCAUUUGAGAAGCCCCUAGCUGCGUGUGUGUGGACUGAUUUCAAAGCUGAGAGAAAAUUGUUAACAGACGAAAGUUCCUAUGACUUCAUUCGAAGACGAUUUGGGCAAGACGUGGCAGAUUACGCAAUAUCUCCGAUGCUUUGUGGAAUCUGCGCUGGAAACGCUAAAGAGAUCAGUGUCAAAAUGCUCUUCCGAGCUCUUUUCGAAGCUGAGCAGAAACACGGUUCUGUUUUUAAAGGUCUUUUAAAAGAGGCUUUUAAAAAUGACAAGAAAAAGGCACAAAUUAAGCCUCGUAAACUUGCACUCCGCGCUAAGACUGAAAAGUGGAGCAUCUACUCUUUGGAGAACGGUCUUCAAACCCUUCCUGAUGUGAUGGAGAUCAAACUGGCUGAAUCAAAUAUUGAUUUGCGAAAAAACGACCCAUGCAUCAAAAUCAAGUUUUCUGGAAAUUCUGUCUCUGUAGUUUUGAAAUCCGGUGCAACCUUGACUGGAAAAAAUAUAAUUUGCGCCCUGCCCGCAGCAAAAGUUGCGCCUCUCCUGCAAGAAGGCCACCCGGACCUGGCUAAAAAAUUGUCUGCCCAGAAGAGUGCCACUGUCGCUGUGGUCAACGUUCGAUUUAAAGGGCAGCAACUGAAAGAGCCCGGGUUUGGAUUUUUGGUGCCGCCUGUUGAACAAAAGCCUCUUCUCGGAGUGAUUUACGACAGUGUCUGUUUCCCCUGUCCAGGUGGGGAUACCGUGUUUACAGCAAUGAUGGGUGGGCACUGGUUUCAUCCUCAAUUUACAAACUGCAGCCUGCAAGACUUGACUGAUAUUGCUGUGAGAAAUAUUCAAGAAAUUUUGGGUGUAAAAGAAGAACCUGUCGAUGUAAAUCCAGUCAUACAAACGGAAUGCAUUCCUCAGUAUACUGUUGGACAUUACGAAAGACUUGAUGAAAUUGACAAUUACAUUAAAGCUAAAAAUUUGCCCUUGCAUCUCGUUGGAGCUUCUUAUCGAGGAAUCGGGAUAAAUGAUGUAAUCAUGUCUGCAAAAUUGGCUGUCGAUAAAAUCACAAAUGUUGCAUAAUAAAUUUAUGAACAUGAUAUUCUUUAACU